AUGAGCCUCGUGACGCGCGCAUUCGCUCCCCUCCGCUCGUCGGCCCGCGUGGCUGUGCGCAGCUUCGCCUCCACGGGCGGCAUCCCCGACGACCUCGAGCACGCCGUGGGUCGUGAACGCCAGGAGCUGGAGGCCGCCGAGAUCGGCGUGACCCAGUUCAACCGCGACCCUCUUGAGUCGGACGAGAACCAGGGCAACACCAAGGACGACCCGAUCCUCGUGCCUUCCUUCAACGACGUGCGCACCGUGGGUGUCUCGCACAACGACGCGUCGUACCUGUACUGGUUCAACAUGGAGAAGGGCAAGGUGCACUACCUGCCGGAGAUCGAGAAGUACUUUAUGCUGUACAACCCAGAGGAGCUCGCCAAGCUUGUCAAGGAAGUGGAGGCCAAGCAGCAGUAA
Phytophthora nicotianae INRA-310 is the source of this 402-nucleotide messenger RNA. RefSeq lists its product as hypothetical. Gene Ontology annotation, cellular component: mitochondrial envelope. The record is from RefSeq and is a predicted model, not a curated record. The transcript has a single exon. NCBI's taxonomy places the organism in Eukaryota, Oomycota, Peronosporomycetes, Peronosporales, Peronosporaceae. Bases 1 to 402 code for a protein of 133 amino acids. Gene Ontology annotation, biological process: mitochondrial electron transport, cytochrome c to oxygen.